Mustela lutreola (European mink) is the source of this 498-nucleotide messenger RNA. RefSeq names its product histone H2A type 1-B. Bases 47 to 439 code for a protein of 130 amino acids. Gene Ontology annotation, cellular component: nucleosome. The record is from RefSeq and is a predicted model, not a curated record. The transcript has a single exon. Gene Ontology annotation, molecular function: protein heterodimerization activity; structural constituent of chromatin; DNA binding. Lineage: Eukaryota; Metazoa; Chordata; Mammalia; Carnivora; Mustelidae.
UCUUCUCGCUCUUCCUGUGGGUUUUUACUCUCAGAUAACACUCGCUAUGUCCGGACGCGGGAAGCAGGGCGGCAAAGCGCGCGCCAAGGCCAAGACGCGCUCGUCGCGGGCGGGUCUGCAGUUCCCGGUGGGCCGCGUGCACCGCCUGCUCCGCAAGGGCAACUACUCGGAGCGGGUCGGGGCCGGCGCGCCCGUGUACCUGGCGGCCGUGCUCGAGUACCUGACGGCCGAGAUCCUGGAGCUGGCGGGCAACGCGGCGCGCGACAACAAGAAGACGCGCAUCAUCCCGCGCCACCUGCAGCUGGCCAUCCGCAACGACGAGGAGCUCAACAAGCUGCUGGGCCGCGUCACCAUCGCGCAGGGCGGCGUGCUGCCCAACAUCCAGGCCGUGCUGCUGCCCAAGAAGACCGAGAGCCACCACAAGGCCAAGGGAAAGUGAGAUGUUAAUAAAGCCAGCACUCCCUCCCGCAAACCAAAGGCUCUUUUAAGAGCCACCCA